AUGUGUGGAAAGAUUUUCACCAGUAAGGCAUACCUUACUGUCCACCAGAGAAGACACACAGAUGAGAAACCUUUUGAAUGUAACACGUGUGAAAUGUCUUUUACCUCGAAGUCAAACCUUACUCUUCACCAAAGAACACACACAGGAAAGAAACCUUAUGAAUGUAACCUGUGUGGACAGUCUUUCACCUGGAAGUCAAACCUCACUAUCCACCAGAGAACACACACAGCAAAGAAUCUUUAUGAAUGUAACGUGUGUGGAAAGUCUUUUGCCAAGAAGGCAUAUUCUCACCUUACUAUCCACCGGAGAACACACACAGGAAAGAAACCUUAUGAAUGUAACAGGUGUGGAAAGUCUUUCACCCAGAAGUCAACACUCACUGUCCAUCAGAGAAGACACACAGGAAAGAAACCUUAUGAAUGUAACAUGUGUGGAAAGUCUUUCACCCAGAAGUCACCACUUACUGUCCACCAGAGAAGACACACAGGCGAGAAACCUUAUGAAUGUAAUGUGUGUGGAAAUUCUUUCACCCAGAAGCUACACUUAACUGUCCCCCAGAGAACACACAUUGGAGAGAAACCUUAUGAAUGUAACAUGUGUGGAAAGUCUUUCACCAAGAAGUCAAACCUCACUGUCCACCCGAGAACACACACAGGAAAGAAACCUUAUGAAUGUAGCUUGUGUUGAAAGUCUUUCACCCAGAAGUCAACUCUCACUGUCCAUCAGAGUAUACACACAGGAAAGAAACCUUAUGAAUAUAACGUGUGUGGAAAGUCUUUCACCCAGAAUUCAAACCUUACUGUCCACCAGAGAAAGCACACAGGAAAGAAACUUAUGAAUGUAACGUGUGUGGAAAGUCUUUCACCCAGAAUAUACACUUUACUUGAUUCCAGUGGUUGCUCUGAUCCGCCACCAUACAGGGCCUGUGGAUUAUUGAGAACCUGUGAAUUUCACAUCUUGUCCUCUGUUCUGGUGGUGGAAGUCUCCCAAUAUGCACUGUGGGACUGGGCUCAGAGGAAUGACGUGAUCAGUGGGACCUUGUUGGCCCCCAUGUUUGUCAGCCUGUUUGGACAAGCUCACCCUGACAUCUGCAACUGGCUGCUGCUGAGGCCUAUUUCGACUAAUGCCUCUCUUCAUCCCAUACCUCUGUUUCAGAGACCUGUCCUGUUUCAUGGUUUUGUUCAGGCUGAUAGACACUUGCUCAAUUUACAAAAUAAAAAGAAGGACAUGUUGCAGACCCGGAGGUGCCAGAGCUGGCAAGGUGUGAGCAAAAGCUCCACAAGCACGGACUGCAACCUUCAGGGCUAUGAGUACUUGCCCUUUUCAUAG
Messenger RNA from Dipodomys spectabilis (banner-tailed kangaroo rat), 1329 nucleotides. Its product is annotated as zinc finger protein 2-like. NCBI's taxonomy places the organism in Eukaryota, Metazoa, Chordata, Mammalia, Rodentia, Heteromyidae. The transcript has 4 exons. Gene Ontology annotation, molecular function: RNA polymerase II cis-regulatory region sequence-specific DNA binding; DNA-binding transcription factor activity. Gene Ontology annotation, biological process: regulation of transcription by RNA polymerase II. The record is from RefSeq and is a predicted model, not a curated record.